Biomphalaria glabrata is the source of this 2037-nucleotide messenger RNA. RefSeq lists its product as uncharacterized. The transcript is spliced from 3 exons. The coding region runs from base 154 to 1200 and encodes 348 amino acids. Lineage: Eukaryota; Metazoa; Mollusca; Gastropoda; Planorbidae. The record is from RefSeq and is a predicted model, not a curated record.
AGAUCAGACUUUCAGACUCAAAGGUUCUCUAAUGUUUUUGCACAGGGGACCCCUUUAUAAGUUUAUAUAGCUAUAUAUUAAUAUAUACUAUAUAGCCCAAACUUGCUCACGAACCCGAGUACGUAAGUGAAAACGCUUCAAAUUGUCAAAGUAAUGAAUAAUUCUUACACAAGAAGACUUAUUAAACAUAGCUUUAAUGGUGAUCAUGAAACUCAGUUGUCAGAAUGUGGAGAAGCCAAUCUUCAUAAAUACCUUAUGGACUGUAAAAAGAAUCCAGGUCAUUCAAAAUUUAUACCUGUUGGUUCAUUCACUUUAGAACAUUUGCCUGAAGGUCAUCAUGAUGAUAGUUUAUAUAACUUUAUCAAAGCUACAGCUGACCUGACAGUUAAGGUAAUGGUACAAAUGACCAGUCCUCGCAGACCUGAGCAGUAUCCCUUCUACAGCAUCAGGGGAAAUACCAACUUGAGAACAGGGAGCGGAAUUCUUUGUGGAUUACAACAGUACACAGAUAGUGAAUAUCGUCAAUUACAACAGUACACAGAUAGUGAAUAUAGUCAAUUACAACAGUACAGGGAUAGUGAAUAUAGUCAAAAUUUAGGUCCCCAUUCAGUGCUUAGCUUAAAGUGUCCAUGUAAAAGAUGUCAACAUUCAGAUUCACCUGCCUGUCAGUGGUGGAAAAUUACUGUAGUUACAACUGCACAUGUUAUUUUUGAUGAUAUUGAGGCCAGCCACACGUCUCUGAGACUCUUUUAUGACAUGGAUGAUUGUCCAGUAGUCGUUGUUGAUACAGUCAAAAUAAUACAUACAGACAUUAUCGCAGAUAUUAGUUGGUUGAUAUGCUUGACUUGUGACAAAAGUAUAGGACAUAAACUCAGCCAAACGUUUGUAAAAUUCAAUACUCACAUAUGGAAAGUUAGAAAAAAAUAUUUGGCAACUAGGGACAUUGACAGGUUAGCCUUCAUAGUGUCACAUCCUCAUGGGUGCUCAAAACAAAUUAGUUUUGGCAGCUGGUUGGACAAACGCCAGGUUGGUAAAUAUCAUUUCCAAAAUAAGUUUACUUAUACAACCUGUACUUGCCCAGGGAGUAGUGGUGCUGCCGUCCAUUGUGUGGGGUAUGACUGGUGUGGAUAUCAUCUAGUUCUGCACAGUGGAUCGAUGAGAAGUGGAUUAAACUACAGUACAUCAGGUUUUGUUUAUUGAUAGAUCCACAUUUAGUUCAUUGAUGAAUUCUCAUGUAGUUCAUUGAUGGGGUCCACAUUUAGUUCAUUGAUGGGAUCCACAUUUAGUUCAUUGAUGGGGUCCACAUUUAGUUCAUUGAUGGGGUCCACAUCUAGUUCAUUGAUGGGGUCCACAUUUAGUUCAUUGAUGGGGUCCACAUUUAGUUCAUUGAUGGGGUCCACAUUUAGUUCAUUGAUGGGAUCCACAUUUAGUUCAUUGAUGAGGUCCAUAUUUAGUUCAUUGAUGGGGUCCACAUUUAGUUCAUUGAUGGGGUCCACAUUUAGUUCACAGAGGGAGAAAAAAGUAUUUUAAACUUAUUCAGCAUAAACCUACACAAAAAAGGGAAAUUUGUCUUUACAAUUUGAGGUCACUGUUUUGUGGCUGAUGGUAGAUGAAAAUCAAAUGUGUAUUACACAAAAUUGUCAAUACUUCCGUCAUCAGACAUUACUAAAGCUGAAUGAACUCAUGAACAUCAAGCAGAAAUGUUCUACAUCUACCUCUCCGACAAGAUUUGAACUCUGGGACAAGCUUUCAAAUUUUCACCCUGUUUCACAACUUGAUGCGUUGAUAGAUCUGUGUAGUUCUUUUUAGGCUACAUGUUAUGUACUAGCUGUGUACAAAAUGGCCAGUGACCAACUGACCUUGGUCACUUAACUCUGUGCUGCUAUUCUUGUUGUAUUUAAGAGCAAACAAUUUUUGUAUUUAUCUUUUCCCCUCCUUUUGAAUGUUAGUUUUUGUAAACUUAAAUUGUCUUUACAAUUGUAGUUGCCUUUUUUUUUAGUUGGUGUUAUUAUCAAAAUAAAAUUAUAUAUAUAUAUA